AUGGGGUACCAAUAUUACAUGUCACUGCUUGUUUGUGUUAUAUUAGCAUCAAUUCUACAUUCUCAUGCCCAAAAUGCACCACAAGACUUUGUUGAUGCCCACAAUGCUGCUCGAAAAGAGGUCGGUUUGGGGCCUAUGAAGUGGGAUGCUACGGUGGCUCAGUUCGCCCAAAACUAUGCCAAUCGAAGGAAGGUUGAUUGUGCACUACGACACUCAAACACCAAUAAAUACGGUGAGAAUAUUGCGUGGGGGACGGGAGAGCUCUCGGGUGUAGAUGCGGUGAGGAUGUGGGUCGACGAGAAGGCUAACUACGAUUACAAGUCGAACACAUGCGCUAUUUUCAAGAUGUGUGGGCAUUAUACGCAAGUGGUUUGGAAAACAUCAGUUCGGCUUGGAUGUGCUAGGGUUAGGUGCCUAAAUCAAGCAUGGUUUAUUACUUGUAAUUAUGAACCUCCAGGAAACUAUAUCGGUGUGAAACCUUACUAG
Molecule: messenger RNA, 486 nt
Organism: Cynara cardunculus var. scolymus (artichoke)
Lineage: Eukaryota; Viridiplantae; Streptophyta; Magnoliopsida; Asterales; Asteraceae
Product: pathogenesis-related protein PR-1 type-like
Exons: 1
Coding region: 1-486 (161 amino acids)
Cellular component (GO): extracellular region
Source: RefSeq, a predicted model, not a curated record